This is a messenger RNA of Catharus ustulatus (Swainson's thrush), 3829 nucleotides long. It is a transcript of the gene DLGAP5, whose product is annotated as DLG associated protein 5. The transcript is spliced from 18 exons. Bases 4 to 2499 code for a protein of 831 amino acids. Gene Ontology annotation, molecular function: microtubule binding. Gene Ontology annotation, cellular component: spindle pole centrosome; nucleus; cytoplasm. NCBI's taxonomy places the organism in Eukaryota, Metazoa, Chordata, Aves, Passeriformes, Turdidae. The record is from RefSeq and is a predicted model, not a curated record. Gene Ontology annotation, biological process: signaling; kinetochore assembly; chromosome segregation.
AGGAUGGCUGCUACCUCCCAGUUUGCCAGUCGAUACAAGAAGAAUUUGAGCACAGAAGCCCUCAGGACCAAGGUUGCCCGCAGGAAAUCCAUCCUUCAGAAGGAGAACAGGCACAAACUCUUCGAAAAGGGCCGGCAGCUCGGGCUGGCAGAUAUCAAUGUUCAGCUCUCCAAGGAGAGGGAAAUUUCUGAGCUCAAGGAAACCAGGGAAUUGUGCUCUCAAGAGAACAGCAGUGUGAAACAGAAACAAGCCCCAAAUGCAGCCACCAAGAGGAUGGAGGAGCGCAGGGAGAUGCUGCAGCGCUACAAGGAGGAAAAGGAGCUUCGCAAACUGCAGGAGCAGAGGGAGAAAGCCAAGAAAGGGGUGUUCAAGGUUGGGCUGUACAGACCAGCUGCACCUGGCUUUCUUGCUCUUGCUGCUGAGGAACCAGCAAAGCCAAGAGAGAAGGCAGCUCCUGCUUUCUCUGGAAGGAUUACUCGAUCAAAAGCCAAGAUCCAAGAAGGAAAAUCUAUGAUCCCAACUCUGAUACCAAGUGCAUCUAAGUCCUCUACGGUCAGUGCCCAUGGGCAGAGAGGGUGCUCUACACAGGCAGGAUGUAAACAGAUGAGUACAGUCAAAGUGGCUGAAAAAGAGAAAGUGUUGCAGACUGCAGCCCAACCAGCCCCAAGUGUGAGAGUCACCAGAGCAGCUGCCUCUGCAGCCAGGCAGGUGCUGAAACCAACUGCUGCUACUGCUGGUAACCAGUCACAGAGAAAGACAGCAAACGUAGGAAAGCAGAAGAAAGCUGUCAAACCUGAUCCCAUAAAGGUUACUUCUUCUAAGCAUGAAGUGGAGACAAAUCCUGGAGUGGAUCCAGGGGUGAAAAGUUCUGAAGUCACUGAUUCCAAACACUCAGUGCCAGUAGAACUUCAGCCAGAACAAACCUCAGUGGAAAAAAACAACUUUUCUCCAAGAAGACCCAGAACACGCUCCUUUGCACCUCAAAACUUUGUGUUUCAGCCUCUGAGUGGAUUGGCAACCUACAUUGCAACACCCAUGUCUCCUUCAAGGGCAAAUGCUUUUCUGACACCCAGUGCUGUCUGGAAUUUUUCAAAAUCUCCAGUCAAAAUAUUUGAGAAAUCCACUGAAGCUAAAGCACAAAAACCUAAUUUAGAAAGUCAGACUUCACCUUCUGUUGAAGGCACUCAGGAACAGCAAAUGACCACAAGCUUGAAAGGAGGAGCAGGUGAAUCAGGUGAGAGAACUUCCACUCAGAGAUCAAACGAAACUCCUGUCUCAACAGCACUUGCAGUGAAGUCAGAUGAUACAAGAGAGCAAGAGCAUGAUGUGCCCUAUUUCAGAAAUGUUCUUCGGACAGAGACAGAAAGGCUGCUGUCCCAGUGCCUGCAGUGGGAAGGAAAACUUGAGCUGGACAUUCCAGAGGAUGCUAAAGACCAGAUUCGUACCACAGUGGGGCAGACAAGGCUGCUCAUAGGAGAAAGGUUCAAACAGUUUGAAGGACUGGUUGAUAAUUGUGAAUUUAAACGAGGUGAAAAAGAAACAACAUGUACAGACCUGGAUGGAUUUUGGGAUAUGGUUAAUUUUCAGAUUGAAGAUGUGAGUAAAAAAUUUGAUGAUCUGAAGAAGCUUCAAGACAAUGAGUGGCAACCUCUUGAUGUCCCAAGCAAAGCAGUUGUCAAGAAAAAGGCAGUUCCAAGUGGAGUGGCCAAACCCAAGCUGGAAGCAGCUGCCAGAACUGCUGCCCAGAACCGCCUGGCUUCUGUGAAAGCAGCCAUGAGGCACAAAAUGAAACAGGGGGAAAGUGCACAUCAGGACAGGCUGCCAGAGCCUGAGAAAGUGGUUUUUGAAGCAGGAUUUUUCAGGAUUGAAAGCCCUGUGAAAAACUUUUCAGGUUUUCUUCCAAGGACCCCUGCAAAACUGGCAAAUCCCAGAUCAUCUGUUAGAGCUUUGCCCUUGAAUGUUCCUUCUCCUCUCUGUGACCCUGAGGAGGCACCUGCAAAACAAACCCCAUCAGGCCUCAAAGGCUCCCACCCAGCACAAAGUUUGAAAAUGGACCAACUUCCCACUGAAACAGCUCCCCCACUGGAUAAACUCCCUGAUGGUCUUGAACAAAGCACUUCUGUGGUUGCAGAAGAAAUGUGUCUGGCUGCUGGCACAGCAGAGGAAAAUAAGGUUCUGGAAAAUUCUAGCAGUGAAUCAAAAGCAAUGGAUGGCAUGGAAGAGAUGGAACUGUCUGCUGCAGAACAAGAGCAGGACAUUGUCAUGUGCAGCCCAGAGAAGGAGACAAACUUUGCCCAGUCUGGAGAGCCACAAAUGCAUCAGACAGAUGUUUCAUGCAGUGAUUUGACACUCAUUGACAGAAAUCCUUUUGAUAUGCCAAUGCUGAAUGCUGAGCUUCCCUUCACUCCUGUCAAGACCAAAGCCCAGAAGUUUGCAGCAGCUGAAGUGUUCAGUGACCUCAUUGUGUUUUCUCCUGUUGGCCCCUCUGGGGAUCAAUGAAAAGUGACUUUAAAUGCAAAAUAUGUAAAUUCUGUGAACAGGGAGCCCACAGAGGGUAUCGGAACACAGUCUGCUACCCUGGAACUGGUAAUGGAUCUGCUAAUGGGGUUUGGAUCAUUUUAUGGUGCAGUUGUGAUGCACCAAGCUCUGCUGUACAGCAGUAGUGGGCUGUGUUUUGCUGUAUCCUCUGGCUGUAAAUUCUGACUGCACCCUGAAGCAUUUUUAUGGUAUCAUUUCAUGCAUUUCCUGUCUCCUCCAGGUUGUAAAGCUGUUGACCUUUAAACUUUUCUACCCUAACUAAUGACUUAUUGUUGUUACAAGGUGCCCACCCCACCAGCUGUGCCUGUACCCUGUUUUUGCAGGGAGGGGACUCUGUGGGGUGAGAGCCAGCCUGUUCCCUCCCCAGAGCACUCUGCCAUGCUCUGGGACACCUCUGCACCCUCAGUGUCUGGUGUAUUAACAGUGUUGGAUGCAUGCAAUUCUUUCCUGGGAAAGUUUUCCUGGUAUUUAACAAUACCAGAAACUAACUCAGAACAAGGAUUUCUGAGUCAGAUAAUACCUUUUCUUCAUGAUAUACUGAAAUAUUAUUUCCUUUAAGGAUAUUGAUAUUAUUUCCUUUAAGGAUGCAGUUUUCUGUUGAGUAUCUUAAGGAUCCAUGUUUUCUACUUGUUUUUGAUAUGUUUAUGCUCAGUCUCUUCUCUCAUCUCAUUCCUUGUGCAUUCCCCACCCAGGCUGUAACAUAUUUGUGCAUAAGGAACAUGCCAGUUCUAUAGACUCUGGAUUUGAGGAGCAGCAUUACAGUACCACCAGUUAUUACAUUUUUAACAAAUACUUUACUUAGGCUUCUUCUUGUACUGGUGACCUGAGUGUAACACACACAUCCUUCCACCAGCCUUGAUCCCAACCCAAGCAAAGAUUUCAGUCCCUCAGCAGAAAGUGUUGCUGCCACUACCAGGGGAGCUUGUCUGGCUUAAGUUUUAACCUGGAAGCUGUGUACUGAUUACACUGAUUAAAGAGAGGAAGCUGAGUGUGCUGGAAUCCAUUUUCUUCAUUACUAACUCCAGGUAUCUUUUAGUGACUUUCCUGCUGAGGAAUGGUUGGGGUUGGGAGGGAGCUCAAAGCCCAUCCAGUUCCAGCCUCUGCCAUGGGCAGGGACACCUUCCAGAGGCCAGGUUGCUCCCAAGCCCCAUUCAACCUGGUCUGGAACACUUCCAGGGAUGGGGCAGCUUUUCCAUGCUGGUGGUUGCAGUGUGCUGCUCUAGAUUGCUGCAUCUGCUGGAAAUUUUAAGGACUCUGCUUGUAACUUGGCACUGAAAGUAUAAAGGAGUCA